CAGACUGGCUGGGGACUUGGCGACUGGACUGGGAACCACAUCUCUCUGUACCAUGCAGAACGGCCUGGGACCUGCUUGCAUCUUCUUGCGCAAGAACAUUGCUGACAAGCAGAGGCAACGUGAACUGAGUGGAGAUGAAAUUGAAGAACUCUGUGAAGCCUUUCAGGAGUUUGACAAGGACAAAGAUGGAUAUAUCAGCUGCAAAGAUCUAGGCAACCUCAUGAGGACAAUGGGGUACAUGCCAACUGAGAUGGAACUCAUAGAGCUGUCUCAACAGAUCAACAUGAAUCUUGGGGGACACGUAGCUUUUGAUGACUUUGUAGAGUUGAUGGCCCCAAAACUGCUGGCAGAAACAGCGGGCAUGAUUGGUGUUCAAGAGAUGAGAGAUGUCUUCAAGGAGUUUGACACAAAUGGGGAUGGCAAGAUCACCUUGACUGAGCUGCGUCAGACCAUGCAACGGUUGAUGAGUGAGACGAUGACCUCUCAAGAGAUUAAUGAUAUGGUGAAGGAGGCUGACGUUAAUGGAGACGGGACUGUGGAUUUUGAAGAAUUUGUCUGGAUGAUGUCACGCUGA
Molecule: messenger RNA, 574 nt
Organism: Ahaetulla prasina
Lineage: Eukaryota; Metazoa; Chordata; Lepidosauria; Squamata; Colubridae
Product: calcium-binding protein 5-like
Exons: 6
Coding region: 53-574 (173 amino acids)
Molecular function (GO): calcium ion binding
Source: RefSeq, a predicted model, not a curated record